UUUCACGUUGUCGAGCGAGCAAUGAGCGAACAGAUGAAUUUUAUUAGGCUGGGUCUGUGUGAGUGCGACUAAUGAUGUGUUGAUAAGUGCUUUUGUGCGAUCUCCUGUAAGUAUUCGUGGACUUUGAAUUAUUGCAGUUUUGCCCUAAUUUCGCCCUUUUUCGACUAUCACAAUCGUGCGUGAAGAUUACGCCUCUACCGGUCCAAUUUUGCAAUAGUUUUCAUGUCAAAUUCGUGCUUUUAGGACAUGAUUCGUGAUCAUAAUCAGUCACAUCCUGUUCGGAUUGUAAUCAGCAGUUCCCGAAGAAAUCGAUCCUUUGAGUAGACUUGUCUUCUCGAGUGUGAAAUUCAUGGUGCGAAUUAUUCUGUGUGACCAUUUUAUUAUAAUUUAGGUCAAAGUCUAGCCUUGAAUUAUGAGUGUCAUGGCGUUGAACGUUUUUUCGUGUGCCUUGAUAAGUGUGGAAUGGGAUUGUUCGUGGCCAAAUUAAGGAAGUCAAUUCCGUGAAUAUCAAUCACCUUGCCUCGUACCUGUCUCGCUCCCUGUUGCUGACUUUUGGGUGGCACCCUCCUCUUAUCUCUCGUUGACCCAAAACCGAAGCUGUUGCCUUUGAAUUAUGUAAGCUUAUGGUCAGAGUUGACAAGGAGUGACUCGGGCCCAUUUUCUAGGAUGUCAGACAUAUCUGAACAGUUUCCGAGGAUAAACGCCUUUGCAAAUGGCAUGCAAUCUCCACAAUCUGAACUUUUCCCCAAGAUGAACAACAUUCAUAAAAACGGGCAGCCUCCUACAGAACAGUUCACAAAAAUGAAUGAUUCUCCAGCAGGUAUGAACUCUCAACCGAUGCCACCCAUGAUGCAAAACAAAAUGACUCAGCCACCACAGCAGCAACCUCAGCAGCGGUCCGUGCAGCAAUUUCCUUCGUCUCCAAAUAGCCAACCUACAGCCGAAGAGAAAUUACCCUCUGCGCUGUUGAAUGGUCCGCAAAACUCAGUGCCUAGUCUUCCUCCUGAAAUGCUUAAUUCAGCUCCAUCAGAUAGACUUUCCAACUUGCCUGAACAAUUCCAGAAAAUGAAUGUGUAUUCCAAUGGCACAGAGUUUCCUCCAUCCUCUAUCGGUGGAAGUAAAGAAGUUCCAUCUCCUCAGACAUCCCAAUCGCAAGUGCCACCUACCACUGGUGGUCAGUUUACCAAUCAGCAGAAUAGUUUCUCACAAGUAUCAACACAUUCACCACCUAGCAGUCAAAAUCAAUUUAGUAAUGUACAGAAACCUUUGACGCAGCAAAGUCCGUCACUGCCAAGCAGUCAAAAUCAAUUUAGCUUUCAACAGAAACCGCUUGCUCCGCAAACAAGCGUGCCACCCUCAAGUUUAAGUCAGUUUAGUAAUCAAUCAAACCCUCUGGCACAGCAAUCACAACCGGCAACUCUACCACCUAGCUCGCAGAGUCUCUCAUUUAGCAAUCAACAGAAACCGGUGGUCCAGCAACCACUGUCGCAGCAUACCAUGCCGCAUACACCACUGUCAAGCAGUCUUGGUCAGUUUGCUAAUCAGCAAACACCACCAACACCUCAAUCGACUUCAAUACCUCCAACAUCUCUGCCACCAAGUGGUCAGAGUAUGUUAACGAAUCAGCAAAAACCAUUAGUCCAGCAAUCACCCUCAAUGCCGCAAACAUCUGUCCCAUUGAGCAGUCAAAGUAUGUUUUCCAAUCAGCAAAAGCCAUUGGUCCAGCAAUCACCUUCAAUGCCACAAACAUCUCUUUCUUCGAGCGGUCAAAGUAUGUUUCCAAAUCAGCAGAAACCAUUGGUCCAGCAAUCACCUUUGAUGCCACAAACAUCUCUUCCUCCAAGCAGUCAAAGUAUGUUUCCAAAUCAGCAAAAACCAUUGGUCCAGCAAUCGCCUUCGAUGUCGCAACCAUCUCCUCUAUCGAGCAGUCAGAGUCCUUUCAUUAAUCAUCAGAAACCGUCGGUCCAGCAAUCACCUUCAAUGUCACAAACAUCUCUUCCUCCGAGCAGUCAGAGUAUGUUUCUUAAUCAGCAAAAGCCAUUGAGCCAGCAAUCACCUUCAAUGCCACAAACAUCUCUUCCUUCAAGCAGUCAAAGUAUGUUUCCAAAUCAACAAAAACCAUUAGUCCAGCAAUCACCUUCAAUGCCGCAAACGAGCAGUCUAAGUCAGUUUGGUGGUAUGCAGAAUCACCCUCAGCAAAAGCCACCAUCCAUGCAGCAAAUGCCUUCUCCACCUAGCAGUCAGAGUCAGUUUAUCAGUCAACAGGUAUCACAGUCAUCCUUGCCACCAAGUAGUCAAAAUCAGUUAAGCAAUCAGGGUAAGCCUCCACUGCAACAACCUUUGCCGAUUCCAAACCAGUUUCCACAAAUGAAAUCACCGCAAGCUCAGCAACCACCACUACCACCCAGCAGCCAGAAUCAGUUCAAUUAUCAGCAGAAGCAGCCAUUUCAACAAGGGACACAAAUGCAACAACCGCCUUUACCGCCCAGUAGUCAGAGUCAAUUCAGUAGUCAACAAAAGCCGCCCCAGAUGGCUUUCAAUAAUUCACCAUUGUCGGGACCCACCCCGGCUCCUCCAGUGCCAACACCCUCUCCAUCACAACGACCGCCGAGCAUAUCGCAACAGUACCCUAAAGUUAACGCUUACUACAAUGGACCGCAAGCAACUCCACCACCUGUCAGUAUGCCAAACAAAGUGGUGGCGCCGACGCAGCCUCCGUCACAACCAAUCUACUCACCUAACCAGUACGGAAAUCAGCAGAAAUCACCAUAUGUGCCGUACAACAAUACAAUGUCUCCUCAGAUGCCACCGCAACAGAGUCAGAAUUUCGCUCAACCACAAUACUCAAAUCAAAAUUAUUCCUCCAAUAUGAUGAACAGGUAUCCGGCUCAGCCUGGCGCGCCUGGACCCAAUGUUGUCCAAGGAGGAAUGAAUAAAGGAUGGGGUAUGGAAAUAUGUGAUCUUCUAAAAACGAGGGACAUCUUACCUCCGGAACAUGAGGACCCGCCUCCUAUUAAACUUCAACAAGAGCUUCUUAGCUCUCUAAAUUGCUCGCCUAGUAUUUUUCGUUGCACUCUGACGAAAAUUCCUGAAACGAAAGCACUACUAGAUAAAUCAAGGCUACCCUUGGGAGUGCUCAUCCAUCCUUUUAAAGAUCUAACCAAACUGACUGUUAUUCAAUCAUCUGUGAUAGUGAGGUGUCGUGCUUGUCGAACAUACAUUAACCCAUUCAUUCAUUUUGUUGAUAAUAAACAUUGGAAGUGUAAUCUGUGCUUCAGAGUGAAUGAAUUGCCCGAUGACUUUCAAUACGACCCUACGACUAGAACGUAUGGUGACCCAUCCAGGCGACCUGAAAUAAAAUCAUCUACUUUAGAAUUUAUUGCACCGUCUGAGUAUAUGGUGAGACCACCUCAGCCGGCUGUGUAUCUGUUUCUCCUGGAUGUAUCCAGGCUAGCCACUCAAAGCGGCUAUUUAUCAAUCGUUUGCGAAACGUUACUUGCCCAUUUAGAUAAUUUACCAGGAGAUGCUAGAACUUCGAUAGGGAUCAUCGCCUACGACAGUGCUGUCCAUUUCUAUUCGUUAGCUGUUGGUUCAAAUCGACCCCAUGAAAUGACUGUUCAGGAUGUAGAAGAUAUAUUUUUGCCAUGUCCAGACAAUCUCCUAGUUAAUUUAAACGAAUCUAAAGAAUUAGUAUGUGAACUUCUAAGUCAACUACCCAAGAAGUACAAGGAGAGCUUUGCUACAGACAGCGCAUUAGGUGCUGCUCUUCAAGCAGGCUACAAGUUACUGGCUCCCUCUGGAGGUCGAAUAACAGUUUUCCAGACAUGUCUUCCGAACCUUGGUCCCGGAAAGUUAGCACCUCGAGAAGAUCCAGCUCUUCGUGCCAGUGAAAAUGUUCAACACUUAAAUCCAUUCACUGAUUUUUAUAAAAAAUUAGCGUUAGACUGUUCUGCCCAACAAAUAGCUGUUGACCUAUUCGUAAUCAACAGUCAGUAUGUUGAUAUUGCCAGCUUGGCUGGAAUUUCCAAGUUCUCAGGUGGAUCGAUCUACCACAUACCUUUGUUCAGCGCUGUCAAUCAAACUCAUGUUGAAAAUUUGGAAAAAAUGUUCACGAGAUAUUUGAUCAGGAAAAUAGGUUUUGAAUCGGUCAUGAGACUCCGGUGUACCAGGGGAGUUUCUAUACAUACGUUCCAUGGUAACUUCUUCGUCCGGUCGACAGAUCUUUUAUCUUUACCAAACGUCAAUCCAGAUGCUGGAUACGGCAUGCAAGUUUCAAUCGAUGAAAACCUCACAGACAUAUCGAACGUCUGUUUCCAAGCUGCUUUGUUGUAUACGUCUAGCCAAGGAGAAAGACGAAUUCGUGUUCACACUUUGUGCCUUCCCGUAGCGUCUAGUUUGCAGGAAAUACUUUAUUCAGCUGACCAGGAGUGCAUUGUUGGAUUACUUUCUAAAAUGGCUGUUGAUAGGAGUGCACAGUCAUCACUGAGCGAUGCUCGAGAGGCAUUUGUCAAUGCAGUUGUAGAUAUCCUUUCAGCAUUUAGAACUGUACAGUCUUACGGUGGCGGACCAGGGUCGUUACUAGCUCCGAACACCUUACGGUUAUUGCCUCUCUACGUUCUGGCUCUACUGAAACAGACGGCGUUUAGAGUUGGCUCAAGUACGAGACUGGAUGAUAGAGUUUUCGCAAUGAACCAGAUGAAGUGUUUACCGUUAACAUUUUUAAUUCAAUCAGUUUAUCCCGAUUUAUAUCCUGUUCACUAUCUAGACCAAGUUCCGGAAGUAGAAUUUGAAGACAAGUUAGUUCCUCAACCUCCUCGCCUGCAACUCUCAUCCGAAAGGAUAGACAAGAAUGGUAUCUAUCUCAUGGACUCAGGGGACUCAUUUAUUUUAUACGUAGGACACAACGUCAACCCUCAACUACUGAAUAAUCUCCUAGGAGUGCCUCAUUUUAGUGCAUUACCUGAUAUAUCAUGUGGAAUUGCAGAAUUAGAAACUCCCGAAUCAGAAAGACUGCGUAAUUUUAUCAUUCUUUUAUGUGUUGAAAAACCAUACUGUCCACCCAUCACUGUUUUAAGGGACAACAGUUCUCACCGUUCCAUGUUCCUUGAGCGUCUGGUCGAAGAUAAAUACGACUCUGGAAUUUCCUACUAUGAAUUUCUACAGAGGAUAAAAGCCCAAGUGAAAUGAGACGAGGCUUAUUAGAAAAUUUAGGUAAUUAUUUGGUCAUUGAGCGCAGCGCUGAAGGGUUGGCAGUUAAGGACGUGGACAAUUUUAAUAUGUUGAUCAAGUUAUCUUUUUUUACUAUUGGCUCUCAUUGGUCAUCUCUUUUUUUAUGUAUUUGGUCAAGCAUGAUUCUUAGAAAUUUAUACUCUUAUUUUAAACUGAUUCAUGUGAGGACCCAGUCAUUCCUUUUCAGCAUCACGUACUCAGUAAAAAUUACUGCCUAUAGCGGCAAAAGGGAAUUUGAAGUUAAUGUUUGCCUAUGCAGUGGUCUAUCAAUUUUUAAUAACCGUCAGCAGCACUGCUGAUUUUAAAUAAUAUCGAUAGGAGUAUCCACACGCAUGCUGCAAUAUUAUUGAAGUUGGAGCCACGUUUAUCUUCUUUAUGAGUUGUUCAACCCAAGAACUGAAAGGCUUUCCGAGGGAAUAACUUGAAGAGUGAGAGCUCUGGUGGUUGUGAUGAAUAGAGCUGAUUCACUUAUUGUAUGGUUCGACCUAUCGUAGUUGAUAGUGUCUGAUAAGACAGUCCUUAUCAUUUGUGUUUUCAUUUAAAAAAAAAGAAUUAAAAUCUUAUUUACAUGCACGUUUUUUAGCUCAUGAAAUGAAAAAAUCAUUUGCAGAAAAAGCACUCACAUAAAAAAAAGUAAUGAUACUUUGGACUUAAGAACCUUUGUAUCAGGUCCAUCAAUAAUAUAUACUUGGGAGAGAUCAGUUAAUCAAAAAUCAAUAUCGAAAGCCAAAGGACAAUAUUGUUCGACAAUUCUAGUGAAAAUAAGUCAGGGAUUUCGCUGCAUUCUGAACCAUAAACCAUGCCAGUCGAUAUUUCUAGUUUUUUCAAAUUCUGCAUGGAAGCGCUUUAAUGUAUAAAAUAAAUUCCAACUAUAACUUCAAAAUUACAAAAAUAAUAAGUUAUUUCUUUGUCUUGUAAAAUCGUCAGUGUGCAGAUAGGCGGUAUAGUUCCUUAGCCAUUGAUAUAUUGGAGUAUAAUGUAGUUCAUAUGUUAGAAAAGAAACGAAAAAAGUUUAAGUUUUGAAUGUUUGUAUUCAAUUUUGAUACUAAAGAGUGAAAAAAGAUGAAAAACAUUUGUCAAAGGAUUCUUUGAUAGUUGAAUCGAUUGAUGUAUUGAAUUUCCAUAAAUCAAUUGUGACUUGCCGAAGUCUUGGCUGCUGAUCGGUUUGAAAGCAUAUUGAUGAGUCUGUUCUGGCAUCAACAAACAAGAGUACAUCAUAGUUUCUUCGUUAGAAAAAGAAAAGGCUGAACUGAGAUUGAAAAUUAAGCUUCGUUUUGUUUAAUUUUAUCAGUUAACCUUCUCUUUUUUUGUUGUUUUAACCGUUGGUCAUUCUUUUCAUAGCUAUUGAGCAUUAAAAUCUUCGUUCUCAGUUCUUUUUUAUUGGUGUUUGCGAAAAUCAAUUUCACUUGAACCAAUCAUUGUUGCAAUUUUAAAGACUUUUAAUGGCCUUAAAAAGAAGUUUCUCGUUACAUCUUGCCUUAUUAAGUACUCUAAAUGAUGCAUCUCUGAUCCCAAAGCUGAACUUUUUCCCAAAGACUCAUUUUCUACCUCGUUGUGUACUGCUUUUGAAACCAGGAAAUAAAGGCACUAGUCAAGUGUCACAAAACUUAUAGUCAUAAAGUUUUGAAUAAAAAAUCUAAUGACUUUAACCCUUAAAAUUCCCUGGGAAAUUAAUUUAUCAGCUCAGGACCUAUUCUGUACCACAGGAGUGCCUAAGUCAAUGUCCCUAACUACAAUAUCAUUUAAUGUGGAGUGAAACAAGUCCUCGUUUAGUGUGGACGUUAUCCUCUUCUCUACUUGAAAGACGUAGAUGUUCCUCACUUCUCGUCAGUGUUGUCUUAUACAAAUGCCACAACUGAGCGCAUUUCAAGCAAAUGGAUGACUGAAUUCUGGAUACAAGUGACUCAAUAUUUGUCGCUCCUCAAAUAGAUGUGGCAGUAUGUUACUUUUUAUCCGUAAAAAAGAGAUUAUUGUCAAGAAAAAUUGGGGAACAGCAUGAAAUAAUAAUUUAAUUACUCUAAUUUCUUAAAGUACCCGAUGUAUUGCGCUUCAUGUUUUUGGAGCUCAGCCACUGAAAUCGAGCCUCUUUUAGUCAAUUUUUUAAAGGUUGAAACAUUCCUCCAAAGGCUGUAAUACAAUUCCAGCCUUGAGCCUAAGUGAAUGGUAUUUUUACAGAAAAAAAAUUAUAAUUUUUCUCAACUUAUCCACUAUUGGCCCUUAAAUUGUUUUAAUAUUGCUAUUAUCUUUUUCUUUGUUUAUGAAAAUUAAAAAAAGCGACCGCAUCCCGUGUGGGUAUUGGUGAUAAAAUUUAUAUAAAGCUCUACCAUGGCGGUUUAUUUUAAUCUUAUUAUCACCUCUUGUUAUCUUUUAAUUAUGUUAAUAACUUUGUGUUAUAUGUAUGAUUCAACUGUAUUUUAAAAUUUGUAUCUAUAUGAUUUGUACGUUACAUUUGUUGUUGUUUGUUCGCAAUUGAUUGAUUUAUUUAUUCCUUAUUUGUGUUAUUUUAAGUUGAAUUUACCUAUUCAUGAGUUGAUUUCAUUGCUUUUAUUGUUCUUAUAAAGUACAGGAUGUUACAGGUACAGAAGCGAUUUGUACCGUUGGAACGGUUGUUAGUUAGCUCUUUUAAUCAGGGUAGUAGUGCAGGCCUGUUCGUCUUGUUCCUUGCCGUAAUACUGCAGAUAAGUGAUCUUGGAUCUAUGGAAUCAAAUUGCUGUCAAGUUUAGAUUGUUCUGUAAAUAGGGUUUUUGUUGACAGUGUUGCCAUGUAUGAUAGGAUCUACUCAAAUUUUUCCUGCUUGUAGCCUCCUGAAGCAGCUGAAAUAAUUUGAAUUUUUGUACUUUUUCUUGAAUGACUUAUAAAUUGAACUGAAAAAUUUGAAUUUUUUCUUUCAUGGCAGCCCUGGUUUUGAACAAAGUUUGUACAUUGAGUAAGGGGAAAAUCUACAUAUAUUUGAAAAUGGUGAGAAUCGGCCCCACCAGUCUCGGACUUUCUUGUAAAUUGCAUUUUUAAUGUUAAAUUUUUGAUAAUUGAUUUGUAAAUUCCAAAUAAAUUAUAAAAACUGGACAA
Bemisia tabaci is the source of this 8295-nucleotide messenger RNA. It is a transcript of the gene Sec24AB, whose product is annotated as Protein transport protein Sec24AB. Gene Ontology annotation, cellular component: endoplasmic reticulum exit site; COPII vesicle coat. The record is from RefSeq and is a predicted model, not a curated record. Gene Ontology annotation, molecular function: SNARE binding; zinc ion binding. NCBI's taxonomy places the organism in Eukaryota, Metazoa, Arthropoda, Insecta, Hemiptera, Aleyrodidae. Gene Ontology annotation, biological process: intracellular protein transport; endoplasmic reticulum to Golgi vesicle-mediated transport; COPII-coated vesicle cargo loading.